This is a messenger RNA of Penicillium daleae, 2511 nucleotides long. It is a transcript of the gene aguA, whose product is annotated as alpha-glucuronidase. The transcript has a single exon. NCBI's taxonomy places the organism in Eukaryota, Fungi, Ascomycota, Eurotiomycetes, Eurotiales, Aspergillaceae. The coding region runs from base 1 to 2511 and encodes 836 amino acids. Gene Ontology annotation, biological process: xylan catabolic process. Gene Ontology annotation, cellular component: extracellular region. The record is from RefSeq and is a predicted model, not a curated record. Gene Ontology annotation, molecular function: alpha-glucuronidase activity.
AUGAGAUGCCUUCUUUUUCUCGCAUCUUUAGGCCUUGUGGCCGCUGAGAACGGCUUAGAUGGCUGGCUUCGUUACGCUUCGCUGCCAUGCUCCCAUCAAUGCCAAUCCAAGCUCCCUGCUAGUAUUAUGUUACUAAAUGUGACCGAGACCAGUCCCGUAUAUGCUGCAGGCUCGGAAAUACAGGACGGAUUGAAGCGCAUCUAUGGAGCUCAUGCUCAAAUCAGCCAGAUCCAAUGCAAGACAUCUUCCUCUACCGUUGUCGUCGGCACGGUGGAACAGUAUCGCAAGACAUGUGGAUCAUCCAGCGAAAUCCCAGAGCUGGAGGAAGAUGGUUUCUGGCUCAGCACCGAAGGCCCGAAGAUUCGUAUUCUUGGAUCAACUGAGAGUGGUGCACUGUACGGUGCCUUCGAGUACCUGUCGAUGCUGGCACAGGGCAACUUGUCUGAAGUCUCCUACGCCACGAACCCCUCUGCGCCAAUUCGCUGGGUGAACCAGUGGGACAACAUGGACGGUACAAUUGAGCGAGGCUAUGGUGGUCCUUCAAUAUUCUUCAAUAACGGCGCUAUCGUCGACGACCUAACUCGAGUCAAGCAAUAUGCCCGCUUGCUCGCGUCGAUUCGAAUCAACGCUGUGGUGGUCAACAACGUGAACGCCAAUGCUACUUUGCUUACUCCCGAGAAUCUCAAAGGCCUUGGCCGAAUUGCGGACGUUUUCAGGCCGUACGGUAUCAAAGUUGGUAUCUCGCUCAAUUUCGCAUCCCCCGAAACCCUAGGUGGGCUGGACACUUUCGACCCGCUCGAUCCAUCGGUCAUCAGCUGGUGGAGCAACAUCACUGAGCAGGUAUAUCAACAUGUUCCAGAUAUGGCGGGCUACCUGGUCAAAGCGGACUCGGAAGGACAGCCCGGUCCUCAGACAUACAAUCGCACAUUGUCCGAUGGCGCGAACCUCUUCGCCAGAGCAGUGCAUCCAUACGGAGGCAUUGUUAUGUUCCGUGCCUUCGUCUACAAUCAACUCAAUGAGUCAAAUUGGACGGAGGAUCGUGCUAAUGCUGCUGUGAACUUUUUCAAAGAUCUGGAUGGCGAAUUCGAUGAUAAUGUGGUGGUGCAGAUCAAAUACGGACCUAUCGAUUUCCAGGUCCGCGAGCCAGCAUCUCCCUUGUUCGCUAAUCUCUUAAACACAAGCACUGCUAUGGAACUUGAGGUCACUCAAGAGUAUCUAGGCCAACAAUCGCACCUCGUCUAUCUACCCCCACUGUGGAAGACUGUCUUGGAUUUUGAUCUACGGGUAGACGGCAAGCCCUCUCUCGUGCGAGAUGUUUAUACUGGCAAGCGCUUCAAGCGCAAGUUGGGUGGUUCAGCCGCUGUUGUCAACGUUGGCACCAACACGACUUGGCUGGGCAGUCAUCUGUCCAUGUCUAAUCUCUACGCAUACGGCCGACUUGCAUGGAAUCCUACAGAUGAUUCUCAAACUAUGCUGCAAGACUGGAUUCGCUUGACAUUCGGCCUGGACCGAACAGUGCUCAACACCAUCACGAAAAUGUCCAUGGAGUCAUGGCCCGCAUACGAGGGCUACAGCGGGAAUCUGGGAAUUCAAACAUUGACCGAUAUCCUGUAUACUCACUAUGGACCGAACCCUGCCUCCCAAGAUAACAAUGGGUGGGGUCAGUGGACCCGCGCAGACCACAUAGGCAUUGGAAUGGACCGCACUGUGAGCAAUGGUACGGGUUUCUCUGGGCAAUACCCAGACGAGGUUGCUGCUAUGUACGAAAGCAUUGACACGACGCCGGAUGAUCUUCUACUUUGGUUCCAUCAUGUCAAUUACACCCAUCGCUUGCACUCCGGCAAGACAGUCAUUCAGCACUUCUACGAUGCGCACUACACCGGUGCGGCGACAGCGCAGACAUUCUUCACACAGUGGGAAUCGCUAAAGGGCAAGAUCGAUGAUGAGCGAUACAACCACGUCCUCCGUCUAUUGGAUUAUCAAUCUGGGCAUUCGAUCAUCUGGAGAGACGCGAUCAACAACUUUUACUACAACCUCUCCGGUAUUCCCGACACCGCCAACCGUGUGAACCAUCACUCGUGGCGUAUCGAAGCAGAGAACAUGAAAUUAGAUGGAUACAAGACAUACACAGUGAGCCCUUUCGAGACUGCCUCUGGCUCCAUGGCUAUUGUGACAACCUCGAAUGAAACUGUUGGUACGGCUACCACCAAAAUUAACUUUGCUUCUGGAACGUACGAUCUUGCGGUGAAUUACUACGACGCCUAUGGAGGGCAGUCUCAAUGGCAGGUCUACCUGAAUGACAACCUGGUCGGCGAAUGGGUGGGGAAUGGAGAGGAUGUUUAUAGCCACACUACUUCUAUCUAUCUGGAUGGACACUCUGCUAUUCGCAUCAAAUUCCGAGGUGUCGAGGUCAAGAAUGGAGAUACGCUGAAGAUUGUUGGCAAGCCUGAUGGAAUUGAGCCAGCACCAUUGGAUUAUGUGUCAUUUUUGCCUGAGGGGAUAGUGGAUUGA